Aethina tumida (small hive beetle) is the source of this 1974-nucleotide messenger RNA. RefSeq names its product aarF domain-containing kinase 1 (gene Adck1). The record is from RefSeq and is a predicted model, not a curated record. Gene Ontology annotation, biological process: mitochondrion organization; protein phosphorylation; lipid homeostasis. The coding region runs from base 367 to 1908 and encodes 513 amino acids. The transcript has 5 exons. Gene Ontology annotation, cellular component: mitochondrial inner membrane. Gene Ontology annotation, molecular function: protein kinase activity; ATP binding. Lineage: Eukaryota; Metazoa; Arthropoda; Insecta; Coleoptera; Nitidulidae.
UGUACAACAGAUAGUUUGAACAGUGCCUUCAUACCUAACUGACUUAAGUUAAGUAAUGCUUAAAGUAGUAAUAUAGCUUAUAAUAUAUUCUGUAGUACAAUGUAACUAUUUUAGCCAAUAUUAAAUUAAAUUAAAUUGAAUAAUGUUAUUUGAUUAGAUAGGUCCAUUUGUAAAGCCUUUUGAAAUAGUAAAAUUAGUCGAAAAUGACGUUUUGAACGAAUGGAAAGUGACGUAAGUCACAUGACCUUGAACUCUAUUUAGGUCUAACGGGAAAGUUUUUAAAUAAUUCUGUGGACAUACUAAAAUGUUAGUUAAAUUUUCACAUGUGUGUAGAGGAAAACAAUUUUAAAUAGUUUUGUCCUGAAAAUGUUUAGUUCAAAGUUCGGUCGAAUCGCAAAAUAUUCACUUCUUGCCGGCACAGUUGCGGGAACUGCUGCAAGUUUGAAAGGUAAUCAGUAUGAAUUAGAUUCAAUUGGAAUUGUACGACUUACGAGAGCGGCAGUCACAGUUUUUAAUAUCGGUGUCAUAUAUAAAAAGGAGCUGCAUACCAAAGGUUUAAUUAGGGGAUCAGAUGAAUAUAACAAAAUUAAAUCAAAAUGUCAUAAAUUAAGUGCAGAAAAGCUAUUAGAAUUAUGUUGUACAAAUAAAGGUGUAUAUAUAAAAGUGGGCCAGCAUAUAGCAGCUUUAGAUUACCUUAUUCCACCAGAAUAUGUCCAGACCUUAAAAGUUUUACAUUCGAAUGCACCCACUAACAAACUUGAAGAUGUCUACAAAGUUAUCAAAGAAGAUUUGAAAAAGGAUCCAUCAGAAUUAUUUGAAACUUUUGAUCCAGAACCAUUGGGUACAGCAUCUUUAGCACAAGUUCACAAAGCAACCUUAAAAGAUGGAUCUGUUGUUGCUGUUAAAGUGCAACACCCUUAUGUUCAAGGAAAUUGUCGAGUGGACAUGACCACCAUGGAAUUAUUAGUCAAGAUAAUGAGUUGGGUUUUCCCUGAAUUUAAAUUUCAAUGGCUAGUAGAUGAGUCCAAGAAGAACAUUCCUCAGGAGUUGAAUUUCAUUCAAGAAGGCAAGAAUGCUGAAAAAAUAUCUAAACUAUUUGAAAAUUAUGACUGGCUAAAGGUUCCAACAAUAAGGUGGGAUUUAACUACAUCAAGAGUGUUGACAAUGGACUUUGUUGAAGGGGGACAAGUUAAUGACUUAAAUUACAUAAAAGACAAUAAAAUUAAUGCAUUUGAAGUAACUGAUAAAUUAGGAAAGUUAUAUUCACAAAUGAUUUUUAUGAAUGGAUUUGUCCACAGUGAUCCACACCCUGGUAAUAUUCUUAUCAAGAAAAAUGAAAAAGGAAGUUGUGACAUAGUUCUACUUGAUCAUGGUUUAUAUGCAAAAUUAAAAGAUGACUUUAGAGUAGGGUAUGCCAAUCUUUGGUUAAGUAUAUUGAAAAAAGAUAGAGUUGAGAUGAGAAAAUAUGCUAGUCAAUUAGGAAUUGAAGGAAAUAUGUAUGGAUUGUUUGUUUGUAUAGUUGCUGGCAGACCCUGGGAAGCUGUUUUGAAAGGGGUAGACCAACUUGAACCAGAUAAAGCGGAAAAAGACUUCGUUCGUGAUUCUUUCACUGGACUCUUACCACAAAUUUCAGACAUUCUCCAAAAUGUCAAUAGACAAAUGCUAUUAAUAUUAAAAACUAACGAUUUACUUAGAAGUAUAGAACAUACAUUAAAGACGAAUUCCAGACAUGGCGCAUUUUGCGUAAUGUCUGAGUGUUGCGUCAAAUCUGUUUACAAUCAGAAAUACAGUAAUUCAAAUAAAACAUUGGAGAAAUUUAAAUUCAGAUUAGCAAAGUACUGGCAUCUAUUUAAAAUUAAUGUGUAUUAUACAUACUUGACUAUAAAAAAUUCCUUGUACAUGUAUUAAAUAGGUAGGAUUAUAUUAUUUGGGACAGAUGUAAAUUAUUUAAUAUGUAUAAAUUACUAAAAUAUU